Molecule: messenger RNA, 831 nt
Organism: Paramecium tetraurelia
Lineage: Eukaryota; Ciliophora; Oligohymenophorea; Peniculida; Parameciidae
Exons: 2
Source: RefSeq, a predicted model, not a curated record
AUGGGAACUUGUAAUUCUUAAAAAAAUACAUGCAAUACUGUCAAAUAAAUAAACCAAGUUGAAGUCAUUUCUUAGUUCACUACUAUUAGGGAAUUGAUGCACUUCUUUGAUUAGAUUAGUUUAGAGAAAUUGAAUUUCCCAGAUUUAUCAGCAUUUCUAUCGAAGCACAUCAACAAAAAUAGAGUAGUUAAUGAGGGCAAAACUUGGGUUGCUAUAAAUGAAGUUAAAACCAUCUUAAACAACAAAACAGCCAUCUUGAUUAGGAACUUUAAUCCAGAAACUGAUGCAGCCAUCUAAUUAAUUUAUUUGCUUAAGCAACUCAUAGAAGUUUCAAUGGGGGCUCAAGAACUAUCAACUAGUUUUAAUGAGAAUGCAGUCGAACUUUUUCAUUAUUACCAAGCUCAAUUGGUUCAAGUCUCCAUCGAAGUGCUACUAGCAGUUAAUACAUUGGUGCGGAAAUAGGAAUACUGGUGGAAAGAUAAUUAUUUCAAUUGGAGAAGCAUUUACAUCCAAACGAUGUUUAAAAUUUAAUAGCCUUUUGUAGAAAAGAUAGAUCUGAUUGGGCCAUUUUAUGGAUUUAUCGCUUUAUUAAAAUAAUGCGCUCAACUAAUUUGUAACCAGUAAAAGUCACCAGAUCUUAUUGAAAUUGACAUCAAGGCUCAAUAGGAAGUCCUAGAAUAAUUCUACAGUUAAAUCAGAACCGGCUUUUUGUAAAAUCAAUCAAGUCAACUUGAGAGUAUUAAUUGGGAACGGUAAAUUGCUUCAAAAUCACUAGGAUAAUAACUACAACUUUAUCAUCUCUAUAUAAAUAAGAAAAACUAUACUUCUUGA